Aspergillus tanneri is the source of this 1563-nucleotide messenger RNA. RefSeq lists its product as uncharacterized. The transcript has 6 exons. The record is from RefSeq and is a predicted model, not a curated record. Lineage: Eukaryota; Fungi; Ascomycota; Eurotiomycetes; Eurotiales; Aspergillaceae. The coding region runs from base 1 to 1563 and encodes 520 amino acids. Gene Ontology annotation, biological process: regulation of DNA-templated transcription. Gene Ontology annotation, molecular function: protein binding.
AUGGGUAAGACACCUUAUUCUACCACAUUGGAGCUGUAUAUUAACCGGGGGCAGGUUAUUCUGAGAUACAUUGCUAUUUCUGUGGGGUUGGGGUCCCGUGGGCUCGCCUUGGGGCGAAGGCUCGAAGUUGAUACAUAUUGGAGGAAUGGCACACUCCAUGGUUGCAGUCUGCUUGUGCUUGCUGGAUGCCCGAAGGAAGAGGAUAACCCGGUUUAUGACCCAAACUAUGUCUUCGAAGAGGAUGAGACAUACGAACCAUAUGAGUACGACUCAGAUUAUGAAUCCGCCAACGACAUGGAGCUCGAUGAAACGCCGGUUCAAGAUCAUGACCCAGAGGUCCAGUGGUAUAAGGAUUGGCUAGCUACAUUUCACACUCAGGAGAAGAUGAAAGGAGAGCCUUGGUGGAUCCAUAUGCCUGGUGGAUACGAUGAUGAAGACCUAGUCCAUAUUCCUGGUGUCGCCUGCCCCAGUGAGGUGACAUAUAGUGGACAAAACAUCUCCGUAGAGGAAAUGAGAGGUAGCCGAACCGCACAAAGCCUAAUUCAUAAAUGCGUCUCUGGAAAUUGGGCGCCGGAUGGCCUUGAACAAGACUGGGAACUUACAGAAGACUAUUUUCUCUCUGGACUCUCUGAUGGGACGUCAUCGCGGGAUGAGCAUCCAAGGAGCGUAUUCCCAGCACGAGGCAGCGUUGGCCAACCGAACUCAGAUAAUAUUAUUCCUAACAUGGUAAUUAUUAGCUACCUCGGAUCUAGCGACAUUGCAAACCUAAGGCUGGCUUCAAGAGCAUUCCGUCAACUCCCAAUCUCUCUUUGGUAUCGUCUUAUUCGUGAGGAGAUGCCCUGGCUGUGGGAAGCAUGGGGUGAAAGUGAAACGACCCAUACAUCUUCAUUCUGGACUGCCGUUACCGCCAAUGAGAUGCGGGUAUUAUGCAACAUAAGGAGUCGAUAUUUGGAUGUCCUCGGAAAUGACUAUCCAGAGCUAGACCAAGGAGCCAUUAAUUCUAUGCUUCCUUGGCCGCCAACCGUAUCGCAGCAGGUGCAAAUGAAACUUCCCAGAAGAAACACUAACUGGUAUGAGGUGUACUUGGAGAUCAAGCGGAACUGGAGGUGCACCCCUACCAAGGGUUCUUCCGGCGUCCUUGUCGACCUCUGCUUCGACCCCAUGGAUACCCGCCAAGACAAUAUGCAGGAAGAUGAAACGCCCGUUGAUUUUGCACCAACUGGUUCACGACAUCCUACGCUUGAGGGCUUUCCGCAGGAAGAUUUAAGCAAAGAUGGCUGUGUGGGGUUUGGUGAUGCUGUUUCCUAUAUUAACAAAAUCAAGGUGAGCAUUUAUCCUGGAUUCCUGGCCCUCUACAUGCAUGCGCUAAUGUUCAACAAGGAUCAUUUUGCUGAUACUCCUGAUAUUUACAAAGAGUUUUUUCUAAUCUUGCUGGCGUACAAACACGGAUCGCUGCCUCCACGGGACCUGUACGAGCAAGACGCCGAACCUUUUGCAACGGAAUCAGAUCUAGUAGAUGAUUUCAAAAAAUUCCUGCCCGAGGCCACCCCCUACGACUCAUGA